AGUGGUUCGCAUGCGCUCCUGGCUGCAAGAAAAAAACCUACAGAUUAGCUAGCAGCGUAAUGGCGGGUGAGGAUGAGGAGUUGGUCCAAUCGAGGAAGAGUAGAACUCUGAUCAUCCGCCAUCUCCCAGCUGACCUGUCCAGGGAUGAGAAGCAGGAUCUACUCAAGUACUUUGGUGCCGUGGCAGUCAGAGUGUUCUCUGAUAAAGGAGUACUGAGACACACAGCCUUUGCAACAUUUGGGAGUGAAAAGUCUGCAGCAAAGGCUCUGAGCAGGCUUCACCAGCUGCAGAUCCUCAACCAUACCCUGGUGGUGGAGUUUGCCAAAGACCAGGAACAUGUGACGGUGCUGAAAGACCCACCUGUGUCAGACAGUGCAACAGAUGUCAAAGACGUGAAGAAGAAAAAGGAGGUGAAACAACCGACUAUACCGCUGAUAGAGACUGGCACUGCACCCAAACUCGGGUUGAAAUUUCAAACAAAUCCCAGUCUGAAAUAUUUAUACCCACCUCCUUCGAAUGGGAUCCUGACAAACAUAACACAUGCCCUUCUGAGCGUACCAAAGUUCUACGUUCAGGUCCUUCACCUGAUGAACAAGAUGAACCUACCGUCUCCGUUCGGCCCUAUCACAGCAAGACCUCCGAUGUAUGAGAUGUAUCCUGCCCCCCCUCCACCUAUGCCGCCCCCCUAUCCUCCCCACUACCCCCCCUUACCAGCAGAUGAGAUGGAUUUCUCCAGUGAGGAGGGGUCUGAGUAUGAGAGUGGCGAUGACGAGGACAAAGAGAGGAUGAUUCGCCUGAUGGGUCUGGUCAACCAAGCAUGCAAGAGACCCCUGAGAACUAAAGUGUCCUCCAAGAGAAAGAAACCCAAGUUCAAGGACCUUCUCUUUGUCCCAAAGCCCGACUCUCAGAGUGCUCCAGGGCCCAUCCUGCAGCCAUCGGAUGUGUUUGAGCAGCCCCAGCCCUGCGGACAGAAGAAGAUUGAGUUCCACAUUUCAACAGAUGUGUCGGCCAUACUGGAAGGAGGAGGAAUCAGCUCCACCCAGCCACAGGAGCCCACUGAGCCAGCUGAGGAGGCUGAAGUAGCAGCUGAGGAGAUGCAGGCCACCACCACUACAGAGGAGGAUCCAGGGGAGGGCUUUGGGAAGAUCUACCCUGCCGCCCAGGCCUCCCAGCUGGAGGAGGACAGUGAUGAGGACGAGGAUGUCCCCUCUGAUGUCAUCUCCAGGAAGGAACUGGAUAAGGGACGGCUGUCCAGAGACGAGAUUAAAAGGAUGUCGGUGUAUAAAAAUUAUGAACCUGGAGAGCCGACCAGCAGACUUUACGUGAAGAACAUUGCCAAGUCAGUGGAAGAGAAAGAUCUGAAAUACAUCUAUGGGAGAUACAUCGACGUCUCAUCUGAGGCAGAGAGAAAUAUGUUUGACAUAGUGCUGAUGAAGGAGGGUCGUAUGAAGGGCCAGGCAUUCGUAGGACUCCCCAGUGAGAGGAGUGCAGAGAAGGCCCUGAGAGACACCAACGGUUUCGUCCUCUAUGACAAGCCCCUCGUCGUUUCGUUUGCCAGGUCUGCCAGACCUAAAGCGGACGCCCCGGACCCCAAGAAAGGACCCAAACGAACCCGAUGAACAGAUAUUGAUGUCAAGUUGACGUUACAUGGUGAUAGUGUGGCCCAGCAGUCAGUACCAUUUGUAUCCUUCUGAGUCUGUCAUAUCCUUUCCAAAACACAUCAUACCAUCAUGAUACCUGUCUGUUUUCUCUGCUUGGGUAUACAACCAGGCUAUUCUGUAAUUACCGGUACCUUGGAGUUAAAACACCAAACAUUAAGCCUAGUUAUAAUAUCCAGUGAAAUCAAUAGCAGUUUUAAAAUGAUAGGUUACAACCUAACUCCCUAACACAGAAGAAACGUAAUAUUAAAAAUAAAAAUAAAUCACAAUAUACAGUCUUAUGGGGUUUUAUUUUCUGAUGAGGGACAUAAAUGUAAUAAUACACACCUGUUUCUAUCCUUCCAACAUGCACACACACCAAUUCUUGCAUAAAUUGUAGAGCAUGGAGUCAGUGUUUUAUUUAUCUGAAAUGUUCUUCUCCCCUGAUAUUAAAUCUUUUUUGCUGUUGCUGUGAGAUGUAGUAUUUCUAAUCUGUGAAAAUCUCCCCCUUUCAAUAUUUGACAUCUCCCCUGUUUGGUUCUGAACUACAGGUGAUGGAAUCCUCUGCAAAGCUGAAGACAACAAGUUAGGAAUAUAAUUUCUUCUGUUUUAACAAAUAAAAACAUCUUUUUUAUAUAUA
Molecule: messenger RNA, 2277 nt
Organism: Coregonus clupeaformis (lake whitefish)
Lineage: Eukaryota; Metazoa; Chordata; Actinopteri; Salmoniformes; Salmonidae
Gene: rnpc3
Product: RNA-binding region (RNP1, RRM) containing 3
Exons: 16
Coding region: 60-1619 (519 amino acids)
Biological process (GO): mRNA splicing, via spliceosome
Cellular component (GO): U12-type spliceosomal complex
Molecular function (GO): U12 snRNA binding; pre-mRNA intronic binding; protein binding
Source: RefSeq, a predicted model, not a curated record